AUGGCUCUGGCAAUAGUGUUCGCCUUGAGCGUGCUGGGCAUCAUCCAGACGCCACUGGGGGUUGGAGAUGAGCUGGGUGCAGCUAUUCGCCAGCGCGUGCAGCAGCGUGCGGAGCAGCUGAUCCAGGUGAUGGUUCAGCUGCUUGAAGAGAUGGAGCUGAGCCCCCGGGAGCCCAGCAGGGUGCCCAGGGGAGCCCAGGUCUCUGCUGCCUUGCAGCAGUGGCAGUUCUGGGCCUUGGCUGGAGGCCUGGUCCUGCUCUUUUGGCUCUGCUGGUGGCUCUGGAAAAGGAGCUGUGAGCCAGGCAGCAGCAGCAAGCAUGGCAGCUCCAGAAGCCUGGAGGAGGAGGAGGACGAGGAAGAGGGGCAAGACCCGUUACAUAUGGACAGGUUUCUGGACGAGUACACGUCGUGGCCGCUGCCGAACAGGCAAAGAAUAUGCACGGUGGUGGAAGAGGUGGUGAACGACCUUCUCUGUGUCUGCCGAAUCCUCGCCGGCAAUGACUUUGCGCCGCGACUGCAGCCAGCUGUCGGGGUGGGCGGCUUCCUAGAAGGCCAGAGUGCCCGUGGAGAAGACCUUGUCUAUCGCCUGCUUGUGCCCCUCAAGCCACCCCGCGGGCACUCCUUCCACCUCGAGCUGGGCACCGAAGGGGAGAUGCUGGUGAGGAACUCCCGCCUGCGUGUGCAACUGGAGUGCAUGUGCACAAGGGAGCGGCGGCUGGGAGACGUGCUCUGCUUCCUCCACCACCCUGAGGAUGAGCUGAUGAGCCGUCAGGAAGCCAGCCUCCUACAAACCCUCUGCACCGGCUCGUACCUCGACGUGCAGAAAACCGCCUUGUGGCUCCAGGAGCUGAUGACAGCAGCCUGCGUUGCUGUGCCUCAGGCGGGCACAUGCAAGCUAACGGUGCUGCCCUCCACACGCUUCUGCAAGCUCAAGCUGACCAACGCCUUCAAGAGAUCCCUCUCCAUUGAGCUGAUCUUGGCGGUGCAGCAAGGCAACUCGGACUCGUUUGUGAGCAUGGAGUAG
Gymnogyps californianus (California condor) is the source of this 1023-nucleotide messenger RNA. RefSeq names its product inositol 1,4,5-trisphosphate receptor-interacting protein-like 1. The coding region runs from base 1 to 1023 and encodes 340 amino acids. The transcript has a single exon. Gene Ontology annotation, cellular component: membrane. Lineage: Eukaryota; Metazoa; Chordata; Aves; Accipitriformes; Cathartidae. The record is from RefSeq and is a predicted model, not a curated record.